This is a messenger RNA of Debaryomyces fabryi, 498 nucleotides long. RefSeq names its product mitochondrial 54S ribosomal protein mL41 (gene MRPL27). Bases 1 to 498 code for a protein of 165 amino acids. Gene Ontology annotation, cellular component: mitochondrial large ribosomal subunit. The record is from RefSeq and is a predicted model, not a curated record. NCBI's taxonomy places the organism in Eukaryota, Fungi, Ascomycota, Pichiomycetes, Serinales, Debaryomycetaceae. Gene Ontology annotation, biological process: translation. Gene Ontology annotation, molecular function: structural constituent of ribosome. The transcript has a single exon.
AUGAGAGCUUCUAGUGUGCUUAACUUCCAGCAGACAGCUGUGGCAAACUUAAGAAGACCAUGGCAAACAUUCAAAGAUGGUCAAAUUUGGUAUGGUAUGACUACUAGGGGGUCUAAGAGACACCCAUUAACUACGAAACAAGGAAACAAGCAUUACUAUAAAGGUACGGGAUCUUCAGGUUAUGGUAAGUUAAACAAGUCAGGUGUAUACAUAGUCAACUGGGAAAAAGUUAGAACAUACGUUGUUCCAGCAGACUUGCACACUACCGAGUUAAAGCCUUUGGUUUCACCAAAUGUUCCUCAGAUAUACCAGAAAUUCACUGGGUAUUCAGAUGGAAUGAAGAGCCCUGAGUUAGCAUGGAAAAACAUAGUCGAUUUCGUUGAAUACGGUGAAAACUACAAUGAACAAGAUUUGGAAGAAAGCCAGUAUUUGGAAGAGUUCGUAAACCAUGACAUCCAAACGGCCGAACAGGCAGAAAACGUUGAAGCCACACAAUAG